Molecule: messenger RNA, 670 nt
Organism: Clarias gariepinus (North African catfish)
Lineage: Eukaryota; Metazoa; Chordata; Actinopteri; Siluriformes; Clariidae
Gene: mrpl21
Product: mitochondrial ribosomal protein L21
Exons: 7
Coding region: 19-642 (207 amino acids)
Cellular component (GO): ribosome; mitochondrial large ribosomal subunit
Molecular function (GO): structural constituent of ribosome
Source: RefSeq, a predicted model, not a curated record
GGUCAUGGGGAAAGUAAAAUGGCGGCCGGUUUGCGGAGCGGUCACGGAGUCCUGCGCGUGUGUUACAGAGUCACGGCGUGUUUACAGCCCGCGCGCGCACAACACACACGAUGUACAGCUCAGCUCCUCACACACUGUCAGAGGGACCUGAGCACCGCUGCUCCUCACAGUUUUGUCCCGGAGACGUCUCUGUCCAGACCGCCGUGGCCCGAGUUGCCCCCGUAUGUCCGAGAGGAAGAAGAACAGAAGCACCAAGCGGUGGUGCAGAAGGUGAACAGUCUGCUGGAGAAGCGAGAGUACGGGCGUCUGUUCGCGGUCGUCCAUUUCGCCAGUCGCCAGUGGAAAGUGACUGAUGAGGACCUGAUCCAGAUCGAGAACCACAUCGACGCGGAGUGUGGAGAUCGCAUCCUGCUGGAGAAGGUGCUGCUGGUGGGAGGAGAAAAUUUCACACUCAUCGGGAAGCCUCUUCUCAGGCGAGAUCUGGUGCGAGUCGAGGCCACGGUGCUGGAGAAGACCGAGUCCUGGCCCAUGGUGCACAUGGUGUUUUGGAAGAGACACCGGUUCCAGAAGAAGAGAACCAUCAUUCAGCCACAGACGGUCCUCCGGAUCAACUCCAUCCAGGUGUCCCCUGCGCUCCUGUGACCCGCCCGGUCCGUCUGUCCUCAUCAGC